AUGGCUGCUACUGCUACUUCAGAAACCAGUUUCUUGGCUCUCAUCAAUAAGCGUCUCCGAACUCCUCGGCUCGACCCAGUUGUGCUCGUCCGCAUCGAAGAGGUCGAAAAGCUCCGUAAUCCUCUCUCCGUCGCCGCCGUUGCUGCUCAGAAGGAUCCUUCUCUCUCAUUGCUCCAAACCUCUGAAAGAGACGUCUUGGCUGUCAUGGACAAGCGUCUCCGUGCCCUCCGCAAGAAACACAAACGAAUCACUCAGAUGGAAGAGUCGAUCUCUCAGGGUAAAACCCCAGACAAGGAGCAAAAGGAAGUCCUCCGCUCAAAACCAGUCGUCCUUGUCCUCAUCCAAGAGCUCGAAAAGCUCCAAAAUCUCCGUACUCCUCUCUCCCCCGCGGUCUCAGAAGAAAUCAGCCUCGCUACUCAGCCCAACCUCCAAGACACAGCUUCCUCUGAUACUGAUCCUGUAGCUGUUGCAUAG
Messenger RNA from Microthlaspi erraticum, 474 nucleotides. NCBI's taxonomy places the organism in Eukaryota, Viridiplantae, Streptophyta, Magnoliopsida, Brassicales, Brassicaceae. The record is from the annotation of a GenBank genome assembly.